This is a messenger RNA of Anolis sagrei ordinatus, 1658 nucleotides long. It is a transcript of the gene IMP3, whose product is annotated as IMP U3 small nucleolar ribonucleoprotein 3. Gene Ontology annotation, biological process: ribosomal small subunit biogenesis; rRNA processing. The record is from RefSeq and is a predicted model, not a curated record. Gene Ontology annotation, cellular component: Mpp10 complex; small-subunit processome; small ribosomal subunit. NCBI's taxonomy places the organism in Eukaryota, Metazoa, Chordata, Lepidosauria, Squamata, Anolidae. Gene Ontology annotation, molecular function: structural constituent of ribosome; snoRNA binding; rRNA binding.
UGUGUAAUGUGUUAGGUUGUUAACUGUUUUUAUACUGUAGCACUGAAUUUUUGCUGUUCGUAUUUGUUGUGAACCGCUGUGAGUCGCCUUCGGGCUGAGAACAGCGGUAUAUAAGUAAGGUAAAAUAAAUAAAUAAAUAAAUAAAUAAUGGGAGUCUUUCUCCGUGUAAGAUAAUGAGAGUUGUAGCCUUGCAAGAUAAUGAGAGUUGUAGUUUUGCAAGAUAAUGGGAGUUGUAGCCUUGCAAGAUAAUGGGACUUGUAGUCUUGCAUGAGAAUGGGAGUUUUUCUCCGUGUAAGAUAAUGGGAGUUGUAGCCUUGGAAGACAAUGUGAGUUGUAGCCUUGCAAGAUAAUGAGAGUUGGAGUUUUGCAAGAUAAUGAGAGUUGUAGUUUUGCAAGAUAAUGAGAGUUGUAGUUUUGCAAGAUAAUGGGAGUUGUAGCCUUGCAAGAUAAUGGGACUUGUAGUUUUGCAAGAUCAUGAGAGUUGUAGUUUUGCAAGAUAAUGGGAGUUGUAGCCUUGGAAGACAAUGUGAGUUGUAGCCUUGCAAGAUAAUGAGAGUUGUAGUUUUGCAAGAUAAUGGGAGUUGUCAUCUACAAAUCCCAGGACCCUAUUCCACCCAGCUAUACCAGUUAAAGCGGCAUCAAAAUGCAUUCAUUCUGUGUGUAGAUGCACUCCAGGGAGGGGCGUUCUCUUUUAGUUCAGAAUCAACUCGGAACGUAUCUGUGGCGUGUGCAUCUUUUCUUAUUCAUACCUCUGUCAAGCAGAAAAGGAGGGCGGAGCUUGGAAAGGAACAGGGGAACCGGAAGAAGGAAGUGGCAUAGGGGGCUUCCACGUGGUUUCUGCUGCUGGGAGAACAUCCUGUCUCAGUAGAAAGGCACAGAAGCAGAGCUCAGCAACACUCCGGAGGAAAAAAUGGUGCGCAAGCUGAAGUUCCAUGAGCAGAAGCUCCUCAAGAAGCUCGACUUUGUCAACUGGGAGGCCUCUACAGGGAACCUCCAUGAGCUGCGCAUACUCCGCCGUUUCCGCCUGCAAAAGAGGGAAGACUACACCCGCUACAACCAGCUCAGCCGGGCAAUCCGAGAACUGGCUCGCCGCAUCCGGGACCUCGGCGACGCGCCUGAGUCAGCGACUUUCCGGGCUCAGAGCACAGCAGCCCUCCUGGAGAAGCUCUAUGCCAUGGGGCUGGUGUCGUCCAAGCGCUCCCUGGAACAGUGCGACCGGGUCUCGGCCAGCUCCUUCUGCCGCCGGCGCUUGCCCUGCCUGCUCCUGAAGCUCCGCAUGGCCCAGAACAUGAAGUCGGCAGUCACCUUCGUGGAGCAGGGCCACGUCCGGGUUGGGCCAGAGGUCAUGACGGACCCAGCCUUUUUGGUGACCCGAGCCAUGGAGGACUUCAUCACCUGGACGGACUCCUCUCGCAUCCGCCAACAUGUCCUGAACUACAACCAGGAACGGGACGAUUUUGACUUGGCUUGUUAAGACUACCGUUUCCUCAUCCCUUUUGUUAACCCCAACCUCUUAUAUAAUCCUCUAUGGCUGUAUCUACACUGCCAUGUGACCCAGUUUUUUAAAUCCAGACUCUGCUUUGAACUGGAUUGUAUGAGGCCCCUUCUACACUGCCAUAUAAUCCAGAUGAUCAAAAUAGAAAAUAUGGAUUUUAUAU